Salvelinus sp. IW2-2015 is the source of this 409-nucleotide messenger RNA. Its product is annotated as teneurin-4-like. Lineage: Eukaryota; Metazoa; Chordata; Actinopteri; Salmoniformes; Salmonidae. The annotation marks the transcript as partial. Gene Ontology annotation, molecular function: protein homodimerization activity; protein heterodimerization activity; cell adhesion molecule binding. Gene Ontology annotation, cellular component: neuron projection. The record is from RefSeq and is a predicted model, not a curated record. Gene Ontology annotation, biological process: neuron development; heterophilic cell-cell adhesion. The transcript is spliced from 2 exons.
GUAUGACAGCUAUGGCCGUCUGACCAACGUGACCUACCCUACUGGCCGGGUUAGCAGCUACCGUACAGACACAGACAGCUCCGUCAGGGCGCAGGCAGAGGGCUCCAGCAAGGAAGACAUCACCAUCACCACCAACCUGUCUGCCUCGGGAACCUUCUACAUGCUCAUGCAGGACCAAGUGAGGAACAGUUACUACAUCGGCCUGGACGGCUCUCUGCGUCUGGUGCUGGCCAACGGUAUGGAGGUGUCCCUGCACACGGAACCCCACCUGCUGGCCGGGACGGUCAACCCUACGGUCAGCAAGAGGAAUGUAACCCUGGCCAUCGACAACGGCCUCAACCUGGUAGAGUGGAGGCAGCGUAAGGAGCAGGCCCGAGGACAGGUGACCGUGUACGGACGACGGCUCAGG